GAUAUGAUAAAAGAGGGGGAAUCCGGCAGUCCAUGUUUCUAAAAUUAUAGGUCGCUGUUUCGCUGAAAGGUGCUGUGUGACAUAUCAAGUGUGCUUAAAAAAAGGCGGUGUCAAUAUCUGAUAUAACUGAUACAAUAUGAUUCCUCUACUGAAAAAUUGCCUUGUAGUGAGGCAUGGAAUUGUUAAUUAUGCAGAGACUCUUACUCGUUAUUCUGGAAUUUCCAUAAACAAAGCUUACUCUACAAAAAGUAACAAUACCUUCAAAAAUAUUGUAUUUGUUGAUGGAGUACGAACUCCAUUUCUACAGUCUGGAACUCAGUAUAAGAAUCUCCUGGCUUAUGACCUUGCAAGACAUUCGUUGGUGAGCUUGCAAAGAAAGGUUGGCUUUCCUAAGGAAGUAGUUGAUUAUAUUGUUUAUGGCACAGUGAUGCAGGAAGUACGAACUUCAAACAUCGGAAGAGAAGCUGCUCUGGCUGCAGGAUAUAGCGAACACACUCCUGCACACACAGUAACAAUGGCCUGUAUUAGUAGUAAUCAAGCAAUUACUACUGGCAUAGGUUUAAUUGCUUGUGGUGUUUAUGAUACUGUUGUAGCAGGUGGAGUAGAAUUCAUGUCAGAUAUUCCAAUUCGACAUAGUCGAUCCAUGAGGUCUUUAAUGUUACAAGCCAACAAGGCGAAAACUCUACCUAACAAAUUAGCUCUCUUGGCUAGCAUCAGACCAGGCCAUUUCAUUCCAGAUUUACCGGCUGUGGCAGAGUUUUCAAGUGGCGAGACUAUGGGACACAGCGGAGAUCGUUUAGCGGCGGCAUUCGGCGUGACACGCAAGGAACAAGAUGAUUACGCAUUGCGCUCUCAUACUUUAGCCGCACAAGCUCAACAACAAGGAUUAUUAUCGGACGUAAUGCCCUAUAAAGUUCCAAAUGUUGAUAAAGUCGUCGACAGAGACAACGGUAUUCGCGUGUCUACGGAAGAACAAUUGGCAAAGUUGAAACCCGCGUUUGUUAAACCUUAUGGAACGAUUACCGCAGCCAAUGCCUCUUUCUUAACCGAUGGUGCAUCGGCGGCAUUAAUAAUGAGCGAAGAAAAAGCUCUCCAACUUGGUUUGAAACCGAAGGCAUACCUGCGAAAUUUCACUUACGUGUCUCAAGACCCAGUCGAUCAAUUACUUCUGGGACCAUCGUACGCAAUACCGAAGAUUCUGGACAAAGCCAAAUUAACUUUGAAAGACAUAGGAGUCUGGGAGAUACACGAAGCAUUUGCCGGACAGAUUUGUGCUAAUUUGAAAGCGAUGGAUUCCGAUAUAUUCGCGCAAAAAUAUUUGAAAAGAAGUUCAAAGGUCGGAAUACCGGAUCUGAAGAAGUGGAAUGCUUGGGGAGGAUCAUUGUCAAUCGGUCAUCCAUUUGCUGCUACUGGAGUACGAUUAGCAACGCAUACUGCUAAUCGACUUAUCAAAGAAGAUCAGCAAUUCGGCCUUAUCUCAGCUUGCGCUGCUGGCGGACAGGGAGUUGGUAUGAUUAUGGAAAGAUAUCCCGAUGCUACAAUCUAAGCCUUCUUUUUCAAAAAAAUGCGUUUAGCAUUUCCAAGUAAAAACGGAUUGUUAUCUGAGAAAUAGUGAAAUAAUAUUUUUCUAUGCUCUUCUACAAGAGAAUAUACAAACAUUCGAAAUUGUUAUAGACUUUUUUUUAAGAAAGUAACUUUCUAUUAGAUAAUUUAUGUACAGUGAUUAUUAAAUUGUACAAAAUCUCUUAC
This is a messenger RNA of Pogonomyrmex barbatus (red harvester ant), 1749 nucleotides long. RefSeq names its product mitochondrial trifunctional protein beta subunit (gene Mtpbeta). Gene Ontology annotation, biological process: fatty acid beta-oxidation. Gene Ontology annotation, cellular component: mitochondrion. NCBI's taxonomy places the organism in Eukaryota, Metazoa, Arthropoda, Insecta, Hymenoptera, Formicidae. The record is from RefSeq and is a predicted model, not a curated record. Gene Ontology annotation, molecular function: acyltransferase activity, transferring groups other than amino-acyl groups.